This is a messenger RNA of Diprion similis, 1667 nucleotides long. Its product is annotated as protein HGH1 homolog. The coding region runs from base 236 to 1342 and encodes 368 amino acids. NCBI's taxonomy places the organism in Eukaryota, Metazoa, Arthropoda, Insecta, Hymenoptera, Diprionidae. The record is from RefSeq and is a predicted model, not a curated record. The transcript has 6 exons.
UAUGGAAUCCACAGUCGUACGCAGAAUUCAGAAUGUGAUAUUCAAACCUGAGAGAAUUUUCUUGUAUUAUUGAGAACAGUGCGAGAUUUCCAUAAUCCGCAAGGAGAAUUUAACAGUCAAUGGCGUAUGAAAUAGUUCCAUGUGAUUCAACCUUCGGCAUCACAUAACGGCAACGUGGAGUCAAGUUGUGUUUAUAUCUCGGUUAACAAUAAAACAUAUUGUGAAAUUCGUGCUAAUGGAAGCACUUGAAGAAAUAUCACAAUUUUUAGACAUUGGAACUCGGUUGGAUUUAAAAUCCAUCGCUCUGCAGCACGUGCUGAGUGUAACAGGCAGCAAUGAUGGAAUUGAGCUGUUAUUGAGCUUACCAGAAAUAGUAAGACAACUUAUUCUGCUGGUACAGGAUAAUUCAACGUCAGUCUGCAAGGAUGCGGCUCUUUCAUUGAUUAACAUAUCAGCUUAUGAAGCUGGAGCAAAUGCAUUGCUCGUUAUAUCAGAAACUUCGAAGAUGAGACCAGAUGAAAGGCCGAAUGAUAAUUUAGUAUAUACUUGUCUUAGAUGCAUUUUGGAUAAGCAGAACGACUUGGCUGACCCGUGUUGUAUGAUUCUGUCUAAUUUAACGCGAGCGCAUUCUUUGACAGAAAGAAUUCUAGCGGUAGUUGAUAACAGCGGGUAUGCAUGGGGUGCAAUAAUUGCAGCCUUUACGGCUCAAAAAUAUAACGAAAAGGGAGCCACCCUCCAUUACUUAGGUCCUGUUUUCAGCAAUCUUAGCCAAUCUGUUACCAUGCGAAGAUAUUUAUUGGACAGAGAACAUUGCGUCAUUCAAAGACUUCUUCCGUUCACAGAAUAUGUUGAAAGCACGGUAAGACGAGGCGGGAUUGUGGGCACAUUGAAAAACUGUUGUUUUGAUACGGAAUAUCAUACCUGGUUAUUAGGUCCUAAAGUGGACAUUUUGCCCAGACUUUUAUUGCCUCUUGCUGGUCCCGAAGAGUUUGACGACGAUGACAAUGACAAACUUCCGAUAGAACUGCAGUAUUUGCCUGAAAAUAAAACCAGAGAUCCCGAUCCCGACAUCAGAACAAUGCUGUUGGAGGCUUUGGCCCAGCUCUGCGCAACGAGGGAAGGCCGUGAAAUAUUGAGGGAUAAGAAUGUAUACGUUAUCCUGAGAGAAUUUCACAAGUGGGAAAAAGACAGAGCAGUUCUAUUGGCGUGCGAAAACGUUGUGGAUAUAUUGUUAAAAAAAGAGGAAGAGAUCGGAUUGGACAAUUUGAGGGAAGUAAACAUACCCGAGGAGUACGAGGAAAAAUUCAAAAAAAUGGACGAAGAUUAUAUAAACGAUUCAUAGAAGAAAUUUUAUUCUUCCGAGGCGAUCAUUGAGUUAAAACAUGAAUCGUUCUACUUUGUUGUAAUACGUAAAUAUGAAAACCUUAUCACUAAAAUUAUUCUUCUAUGAGUGAAUAGUCAAUUUUAGUGACCUGGGUUUACUCUAAAAUAUUGCACUUCCCCUUAAAUCUUUGAUAACAUAAUAAAUCACUUAAUUCGGUUUAAAAAAAAGUAAAAAGAUCAUCAGAAAUUGACGAAAUUUUAAGCAUAUAAUGUAAUCAAUGACACUGUUAUCCUGAUAUAUUUCAGGUUUUUUUUUUAAACAAAAAUAAACGGUGACAAAGAAA